AGAAGCAGGCUUCCCGUGGAGCAGGGAGCCCGAUGUGGGGCUUGAUCCCAGGACCCUGGGAUCAUGACCUGAGCCGAAGGCAGACACUUAACGACUGAGCCACCUAGGUGCCCCUUCCUCUAUAUUUUGUGUAGUCAUGACUGCAGCCUACCCCUGGGUGCCCACAGAGCCACUGCCACACCAGGUUCUUGAAAGUGGAUUCAUGAGGUGAUGAAAGACUUGGGUGGGGGGUUUUUGCCCACCCACUGGUCCAGACUGUCAAUGGCCUGUCCACCUGUGCCAUCUAUUACGUUCCUGCCGCCCCCAACAUCCGGCCAAGGUCAGGCUUGGUGUUCAUCCUGGAGGGACCUGUCUUGGGGGCGGGCCAGGCAGUCAGACAAGUCUGACAGGUACCUUGGGAAGCUGCGAUCUGAGGGAGUGGUACCAAGACAGCACCCUCCUGCCGGGAGGGGCACCUGGAAGGCAGCUGGUGGUAGGCAGAGGACGGGUCAGAACUGGCAGGGACGUGCCAGCCAGAGGGAGGAGGCACCGACAGGUCCGGUCCGGAUGCCCUGCCCUCGGCCUCCCUGGCUUCGCCGCCUCCGGGCCCCUCAGGGCUCAGGUCCCAGCCCCCUGGGCUCGCUCUCCGCGCCCCGCUCCCCCGGCGGGGAGGAGGGCGAAGUCGACGGCGGCCAGGAGGAAGAGGAAGGGGACGGCAGCCCGGGCUCCGGCCCCAUCCUGACCCCCGCGCCCUCCGGGGACUGUCUCAUCUGUGUGUCACCCUUCGACGGCGUUUUCAAGCUGCCCAAGCGCCUGGACUGCGGCCACGUCUUCUGCCUCGAGUGCCUGGCUCGCCUGUCCCUGGCCACGGCGGGUGGCGGCGACGCGGUGGCCUGCCCCGUGUGCCGCGCGCCCACGCGCCUGGCCCCGCGCGGAGGGCUGCCCGCGCUGCCCACGCAGCCCGGCCUGCUGCCCCGCGCCGCGCGCCCGCCGCUGCGGCGCCAGGGCUCGGUGCGCUUCGACCGCCGCCGCGGCCUGCUCUACCUGCGGCCGCCGCCGCCGCCGCCCGGACCGCGCAAGGGCCGCGCCGCGCGCCCGCCGCCGCCCCCGCCGCCGCUGCGCCUCGGCCGCCCGCUGUCUCGCCGCCUAUCCUUCUCCAGCCCGGCCUGGGCCUUCAACGCGGCAGUGGCGCUGGCGGUGCUGGUGGCCGCGGGCCUCGUCGUCUCGGGUGUCUACAUCUUCUUCCUCAUCCCCCACGCCGCCGCCUCCGGCCCCGUGCGGCCCCAGCUCGUGGCGCUCGCCCCGGCGCCCGGGUUCUCCUGGUUCCCGCCACGGCCCACGGCGGGGACACCCUGGACGCCGCGCCCCGUGGGCCCUGACCUGGACAGCGCCCUGCCAGGGGCUGCGGAGGACACGGCGGAGGCUGAGGGGUUGCUGGACAGAGCCCCGGAGGGCAUGUGGGGGCCAGAGGCUGGCCCGGGCUGA
Molecule: messenger RNA, 1464 nt
Organism: Zalophus californianus (California sea lion)
Lineage: Eukaryota; Metazoa; Chordata; Mammalia; Carnivora; Otariidae
Gene: RNF225
Product: ring finger protein 225
Exons: 2
Coding region: 211-1464 (417 amino acids)
Biological process (GO): protein ubiquitination
Molecular function (GO): ubiquitin protein ligase activity
Source: RefSeq, a predicted model, not a curated record